Molecule: messenger RNA, 2835 nt
Organism: Oncorhynchus masou masou (cherry salmon)
Lineage: Eukaryota; Metazoa; Chordata; Actinopteri; Salmoniformes; Salmonidae
Product: zinc transporter Slc39a7-like
Exons: 8
Coding region: 130-1485 (451 amino acids)
Biological process (GO): intracellular zinc ion homeostasis; zinc ion transmembrane transport
Cellular component (GO): membrane
Molecular function (GO): zinc ion transmembrane transporter activity
Source: RefSeq, a predicted model, not a curated record
CGAGGUUUCUAAUGAUUUGACUAAAUGCCACGUCUGAGAAUGAAUAGACACCUUUGAGACCCUUUGCUCUGUUUGGAAGAAUUUGUUUGAUUUACUAUCAUCGCUGCAUAAUUACAGCAGACACGUGAGAUGAUGGCCCAUGGACGUCUGCUAGCGUUAACACUGUUCUCGGGAGCAGUGCUGUUGCUAGCCGCCCAGCUAACUGUUGCUCAUAGCCACUCUCAUGACCAUGGGCAUGCACACGACCACCAUGGGCAUGCACACGACCACCAUGGGCAUGCACACGACCACCAUGGGCAUGCACACGACCACCAUGGGGGUGGCGGUUCUGAUGGUCACUCCCAUGGCAGUCAGAAACUGCACCACGGGGCGAGCAAGUGGAGUGCUGAAGCAAACCUGCCCCCAGCUGAGGAGUCUCACCACGGUCACGCACAUGACCAUGGAUAUAAGCACGAGGAAAGUGGACACGGGCACACCCACGGAGGAGAGAGGGUGAUAAGGGAGGCAGAAGGAGAGAAGAGGGACAUAGUGGAGCUCUGGAUGCAGGCCAUCGGUGCCACUCUGCUGAUCAGUGCUGCUCCCUUCUUCAUCCUCUUCCUGAUCCCAGUCCAGUCCAAUACAGACCAGCACAAGAACCUCCUGAAGGUGCUGCUGAGCUUUGCCUCUGGUGGCCUGCUGGGAGAUGCCUUCCUACACCUCAUCCCUCACGCCCUGGUGCCUCACUCUCACCAUGGAGACGAGGGACACGGCCACUCACAUGACAGUGAAGAAUCACAGGAUCAUGGCCACUCGCAUGGUGCCGCCCAUGGUCACAUGAUGUCAGUAGGGCUGUGGGUCCUCGGAGGAAUUGUGGCCUUCCUGGUGGUGGAAAAAUUUGUUCGCUUCCUGAAGGAAGGAAAUGGACAUGGACACUCUCACGCUGCUCCUAAGGCAAAGGAGAGUGACGGGGAGGAAGAAAAUAAGGAGGGUGAGAAAGAUGGAAAAGAAAGCAAAGAUGAGAAGACUCCAAAAGGAGUGGAGGAGAAAACUACAGAUAUCAAGGUAUCGGGCUACCUGAACCUGGCUGCUGACUUCACACACAAUUUCACUGACGGGUUGGCCAUCGGUGCAUCGUUCCUGGUGGGCCCAGCAGUAGGCACAGUCACCACUCUCACCAUCCUGCUGCACGAGGUGCCCCACGAGAUUGGCGACUUUGCCAUCCUGGUCCAGUCUGGCUGCACCAAGAAGAAGGCUAUGUGUCUACAGCUCCUGACAGCCUUGGGGGCUCUUGCCGGCACAGCCUGCUCCCUAUUGGCUGAGGGGGUGGGUGCGGCCGCCACAGCCUGGAUCUUGCCAUUCACUGCAGGUGGCUUUGUGUACAUCGCCACGGUGACAGUCCUGCCUGAGCUGCUGGUUGGGCGCUCUAGUCUGGGCCAAUCGGUGAUGGAGAUCCUGGCGAUGCUGGUUGGAAUUUACAUGAUGGUGCUAAUCGCAGAGUACGAGUGAGAGAUUGAGUCGUCUAUAAGAGAGGGUGGUAGCGCUUAAGGAGAUGGAGGUAUUUUGAGAGGAGAGGAGGAGAGACUGAACCAGAGAGAUGGAUUUAUAUCAUUGUUGUGAUUGGAAGGAAAGACUGAUGAAGUUUAAAGGAGAGCGGGAGAGAGGUGAGAAGAGACCGACAAAGAGCUUUCACAGGACUGGACUAUUUGUUCCAAAGAGGACCUGAAUAGGGAGUUGCAUUUCAACACCAACCAACUGGAGGAUUAUGACGAACAAGUUCUGAACUGUACAAAGUCCUCAUCAGCAGGACUGUCCCCGUGUCGAAGUCCGAUAGGUCAUCAAACCGAGACUUAGAAAAGCAAGGCAGAUGACUCGGAGUUAUAGUCCAUUAUAAUUGCACAGUUCAUUCCCUUUCUGGUCACAAAAUGGCAACCCAAAACAAUGUACUUUUAAGUUGCCGUUUAACCAUUGAAUCUGUCCAUUUAGUUAACUAAAAUCAAGAAUGGCCUCCACACACAAAUAUUUGUAAUGUUUAUUUUACCUUUAAUUGUACUGGCAGAGAUCACAGAUUGAACACAAUAGAACUAGACAGUUAAGUGGUUAGGGCAUUUUCCAAGAUUUUUUAGGAGAGUGACAGGAUUCGGGGGAAGUAGACACUGUCCUUCAAAACCUAAUUUCUUCAACCCUACUUCAUUGUAAUGUCUUGACCAAGUGAUGUUUGCCCUUAUUUUGAACAACUGAAUGAUGAACCCUCUUCCAUUUUUGUUUAGUGUUUAUAAACCAUUGCUGCAGCAAGUUUUGUUGAAUUGUAACAUUUAUUCUUUUUGCGGAUUCACACACAUUCUCUUGCGUACUGUACUCAAACCUGCACUGAGUGCGUUUGCUCUCCCUCCGCUCUUGACGAAUACAGAAGGCCUUGUCUCAUUAAGGCAAUCAAUGCUGUAGCUGUUAUGCGUUUAGAAAUAACUCCCUCACCCUGGACCAUUCUGUGUGUACAAGACUGCAUCUCUGGCCUGAUUCCAUGCCCCUAUCCACAGGACCUGGUUGACUUUCUUGUGGGUCUGAAACUGUAUUGCCAAUAUUGUAUAGUAAGCUGCUUUACCUUGUUAUCUGUGCUACGUAUGUUUUCAUCGAUUGUAUACCUUACAUCAAAAGUCUUAUCGGAUGCUUCAGGUAGUCAACAUUGGCCUAUAGAUGGGUGCAAUGGCUUGAUUUGGAAUCACACUAUUUAGUCAGAGGGACCAAGUAAAGGACUAAUGUUAAAGUGGUGGAUGGGAUAUUUGUUAAGCGUGGGGGUGGAGACUGGUGGAAUUUUUGUUACUUUUAUCUUGACUUUUCAUUAAACAAUUUAAGAUUCUC